Messenger RNA from Cajanus cajan (pigeon pea), 3397 nucleotides. RefSeq names its product trehalose-6-phosphate synthase (gene TPS1). Lineage: Eukaryota; Viridiplantae; Streptophyta; Magnoliopsida; Fabales; Fabaceae. Gene Ontology annotation, molecular function: alpha,alpha-trehalose-phosphate synthase (UDP-forming) activity; trehalose-phosphatase activity. The record is from RefSeq and is a predicted model, not a curated record. Gene Ontology annotation, cellular component: cytosol. Gene Ontology annotation, biological process: trehalose biosynthetic process.
GCAGGGCAAGUCUACUAGUCUCCUGGCUCCCCACACCUCUGUGCACCGCCAAAAGGAAUGCCUUGGUGACGAUACCAUGUCUGCCAAAUGCGCACUCUCUCUCCCCUUUCCAAUAUAAACCCUUCGCCUUUCUCUCUUCUUCUUACUUCUCACUUCUCACAUAACAAACCAUCAUAUUUUCUCUCCCUCUCCGCAAAUCGCUCAAACUUCUCCCUUUUCACUCCACCGAAUAACCAUUCCACUUUCCACAACUUCGCGCCAUUCAGGGAAGGAAGUUUGACUUCAGCUAAAUAUUGAAAUUCGACUUCAAUGGUUGGAUUCCAGAGUGAGCAUAACCCUGGGAAUAAGUGCAAUGGUAAUUCUAAUAGUUUUCCAAGUCGUCAUGAACGACUUAUGAGAGUAAGAGAGCAAAAGAAAAGCGGCAGGGCAUGUUUUUCAAAUGAGUCUCCUGAUAAUAAUAAUAAUAAUAAUAAUAAUAAUAAUAAUAAUGUGGUUGCUGAAUAUUUUGAGCAUGACCUGCGUUUAAGAGAAGAUAAUAACAACUCUGCUACUUGCUAUGCUGUUGAACGAUUCCUGAAAGGAGCGCUGACUCUUAGUGAGGGCCGCGUAAGGGAAGAUGGAAAACCUUUCAGACAACGGCUUUUGGUGGUAGCCAAUAGGCUGCCAGUCUCAGCAAUUAGGAAAGGCGAGGAUUCAUGGUCUUUGGAGAUAAGUGCUGGUGGCUUGGUGAGCGCUCUUUUAGGUGUGAAUGAGUUUGAGACGAGGUGGAUAGGUUGGGCUGGUGUCAAUGUGCCAGAUGAGAUUGGACAAAAGGCACUUACAAAAGCUUUGGCCGAAAAGAGGUGUAUCCCAGUGUUUCUUGAUGAAGAGAUUGUUCAUCAAUAUUAUAAUGGCUAUUGCAACAACAUUUUGUGGCCCCUUUUUCAUUACCUUGGACUUCCACAAGAAGACCGCCUUGCUACCACACGAGGUUUCCAAUCUCAGUUUCAAGCAUAUAAGAAAGCAAAUGAAAUGUUUGCCGCCGUUGUAAACAAGCACUAUGAAGAGGGUGAUGUUGUUUGGUGCCAUGAUUACCAUCUUAUGUUUCUUCCACAAUGCUUAAAGAAUCAUAACCGCAAAAUGAAAGUUGGCUGGUUUCUGCAUACCCCAUUUCCAUCUUCUGAAAUUCACAGGACAUUGCCAUCUCGUUCAGACCUCCUGCAUGCUGUUCUUGCAGCUGAUUUGGUUGGUUUUCACACCUACGAUUAUGCACGGCAUUUUGUUAGUGCAUGUACUCGCAUUCUUGGACUUGAGGGAACGCCUGAAGGGGUUGAGAAUCAAGGGAAGCUGACUCGAGUUGCUGCAUUUCCAAUAGGUAUAGACUCAGAACGCUUCAUACGUGCACUUGACCUUCCUCAAGUCAAGACACACAUCAAAAAUUUACAAGAGAGAUUUAAAGGAAGAAAGGUAAUGUUAGGUGUGGAUCGCCUUGAUAUGAUUAAGGGAAUCCCUCAAAAAAUUCUAGCAUUUGAAAAGUUUUUGGAAGAGAAUGUUGGUUGGCAUGAAAAAGUUGUUCUGCUUCAAAUUGCCGUGCCAACAAGAACAGAUGUUCCUGAGUAUCAAAAGCUUACAAGCCAGGUCCAUGAAAUUGUUGGUCGCAUCAAUGGCCGGUUUGGAACACUGACUGCUGUUCCCAUACAUCACCUGGAUCGCUCUCUUGAUUUUUAUGAACUAUGUGGUUUGUAUGCUGUUACAGAUGUAGCACUUGUCACUUCUUUGAGGGAUGGAAUGAAUCUAGUAAGUUACGAAUUUGUGGCCUGCCAAGAUAAAAAGAAAGGGGUUCUCAUUCUUAGCGAAUUUGCUGGUGCUGCACAGUCACUUGGUGCUGGAGCAAUUCUGGUCAACCCUUGGAACAUCACAGACGUAGCUGAUGCAAUUAAAAAGGCUCUGAAUAUGUCAUCGGCAGAACGAGAGAAGAGGCAUAAACAUAACUUUCAUCAUGUAAAAUCCCACACUGCUCAGGAAUGGGCAGAAACUUUUGUAAGUGAACUAAAUGAUACUGUUGUUGAGGCACAGCUAAGGACAAAACAAGUUCCACCAGGGCUCCCAACCAAGACUGCAGUUGAACGUUAUUUGCAGUCAAAAAACCGGUUGCUUAUUUUGGGUUUCAAUGGAACUCUAACUGAACCAGUUGAAAGAAAAGGUGAUCAAUAUGAUGAAACGGAACUCACAGUGCAUCCAGAACUGAAACAACCCUUGGCAGAACUUUGCAGUGACCCAAAGACUACAGUUGUUGUGCUUAGUGGAAGCUGUAGGACAGUUCUAGAUGAAAACUUCAAAGAAUAUGACAUCUGGCUGGCAGCAGAGAAUGGGAUGUUUUUAAACCCUUCAAAGGGAGAAUGGAUGACAACAAUGCCAGAGCAAUUGAAUAUGGAAUGGGUUGAAAGCGUGAAGCAUGUUUUUGAGUACUUUACAGAAAGAACACCUCGAUCACAUUUCGAGGAAAGGGAUGCUUCACUUGUAUGGAGUUACAGACAUGCAGAUGUUGAGUUUGGAAGACUCCAAGCAAGGGACAUGCUGCAGCAUCUCUGGACAGGUCCAAUUUCUAAUGCAUCAGUUGAAGUUGUUCAAGGGAGCCGAUCUGUGGAGGUGCGAGCUGCUAAUGUUACAAAGGGCGCAGCUAUUGACCGCAUUCUAGGUGAGAUUGUCCACAGUAAAUCCAUGACAACACCAAUUGAUUACGUUCUAUGUAUAGGACAUUUUCUGACUAAGCAGGAUGAAGAUAUAUACGCGUUUUUUGAGCCAGAGUUACCUUCUAAUGGAUUCGGUCUUCCACGAAGUAAGGUAACAGAAGGAGUUAAGUUCCCUGUUGACAGGAUAUCAUCAGUGAAGAUCCCAGCUAGUAAAAAUGGAGCAAAAUCAUCAUCCCAAAAUAAGGGACAACGAGCAGUGGAGAAGAAAAUAAAUAACCAUAUGUGCCGUGCACCACGUAGGCCAGUCCCUGAAAAGAUCUCUUGGAAUGUUCUUGACCUGAAGAAGGAGAAUUACUUCUCAUGUGCUGUUGGAAGAACACAGACAAAUGCUCGGUAUACACUUGGAUCCUCAGAGGAGGUUGUUGCAUUUCUGAAGGAUCUAGCGAAUGCCAAGGGUUAAGAUUACAUAUUUUUGCAUCUUAGGAUACUUCCCACCUUCGCAAUUCGGUAUAUACUACCAAUCCUGCUUCCUUCAAAUGCCCAUAUUGCAAGUUAGAGCAAUUUUAGUCUCAGAAUUUCUUGUACAUGUUCAUUUAGUUAAAUUUGCUUUUGUUCUGCAUUAGAGAAUAGCCUUUUCUUGCAAGGUUUCAUAAUUAUUUCAAUGAUGUGCACAAGAUUUUAAUUAUUUAUAUAUAUAUAUAUAUAUAUGUUAAUUUACGCCCACA